AGGGACGAUAGAUUGUCCCCAUAGGGUUAUGAUCUUAGCAUCCUUUUCCGUUUGGGCGUCUCCGGUCUCCGGUAUCGGAUCUUCUCUGGGUUCUUGGGUGCUCCGUGCUCAUCGAAUAACUUGUCUCAGGAUCCGUCUUCCCCCUUCACUAACCCUAACGCCUCCAUCUCUAUUUCUCGUUCAAGGCUUAGAACUCAAGCAAAUCUCUAUCUUUUUGUACAGUUGCUGUCUUAGGAGGCGAUUUGCUCCCACCAUUUCUGGUUCCCCAGCUUAUUAA
Messenger RNA from Lactuca virosa, 277 nucleotides. The record is from the annotation of a GenBank genome assembly. Lineage: Eukaryota; Viridiplantae; Streptophyta; Magnoliopsida; Asterales; Asteraceae.